AUCAUCAUCAUCAUUCUGCAUCACAGCCCAGCAGUACAAACUCAUCACACUCCAUCUCUCUAGCUCUCGAAUCAUCUCUCUCGAGGGCAAAGCCAUGGCGUUCUUCAAAGGACUCCUCCUGCUUUUCGUUGCAUUGACCAUGGUUUUGUCUCUCUCCAUCACUCUGAAUAAUAAACAACCAAGUUCUUUGUCAUCAUCAUCAUUUCAGACCAACGAUGUUCAUGACAGCAACAAAAUGGACUUGGCCUUACCUUCCAAGAGGGUGAGCAGGUUCCUGGUGGCGAACAACCCGGUGUCGGUGGCGGCGAGGAACCCUAACGCUGCAGAUCACUGCAAGAAGGACAACGAGAUCUGCUACUUGUUAGAACCAGGCAAGAAUUCGACGUGCUGCAGCAACAAGUGCGUGGACUUGCAAUAUGACGACAAGAAUUGUGGAGCGUGCAAGAACAAGUGUAAGUUCACUCAAACUUGUUGCAGAGGACAAUGUGUUGAAUUGUCUUUUGAUAAGAGACAUUGUGGAGCCUGCAACCACAGGUGUGAGCUCGGUGAAUUCUGUGUCUAUGGCAUGUGCAAUUAUGCCUAGUCUAUUAUUCUUCAUCAUGGAUUAAUUUUAAUUAUAUUGUUCGAGGUUAUACAUACAAUAAAGGGAAGCCAGAUUUAAUUUGGUGGUUCAUUAAAUAUCUUAUAUACACACACACACCAAGACAUAUAUAUACGGUUAUUGUUAUUGCCAUAUUUAUAAUUACGUGCUUUUGCUUUUCUAAAGAACAAUAAUAAUAUUAUUGGGAUUAUUAUGUAUCAAGGAUAUUGACAGAAUUACGGGCCUGUGCUAGUGUGAUUCUUUUUUGUUUACCAUCAGUUUGGUUUUGUAUAAUUAAGGCGAGAUGUAUAUUUGUGUUUCAUUUUUCAUCUGUAUUAUGUAAGUAGAGAUUUAAUUUGACUCUUGUAAACAUGCAAUAUUCUGAUUCAAGUUCGAUGAUCAGAAGGGCAACUCAUGAAUAAGGUUCAGUUCUUGGUCAUGUAAUGUACGAAUUUUAGUUAUGAAAAAAAAGAAAUAUAUGAAUUUAAUUUCUGAAAA
Prosopis cineraria is the source of this 1078-nucleotide messenger RNA. RefSeq names its product stigma-specific STIG1-like protein 1. NCBI's taxonomy places the organism in Eukaryota, Viridiplantae, Streptophyta, Magnoliopsida, Fabales, Fabaceae. The coding region runs from base 95 to 583 and encodes 162 amino acids. The record is from RefSeq and is a predicted model, not a curated record. The transcript has a single exon.